UAAUCGCAGGUAUUUGCGAAGCACAUAUAAGUUUAAGGGCAUAACCACUGGCGACGCGGCUCAUCCGGUCCCUUCAAACACCGAUUGCAAGCCCCAGCAAAUUUAUUUGCAUUUACCCACAAUAUACGCUUCCUAUGUAUGCAGCUGUUCAGACAAAGGAGGUACGACCCAUGUGCGCAGCCGGCGCAUGCGGCCCUGCUGCAACGUUCGAUUAGUCGCGACCAAUUUGCUAAGCUUCAAAAAAUGAUCUGGUCAUAGUAGAAAUGCAUGCUUUUUAGGGUGAGUCGCCCCGGUUUGCCCAAGUAGAUUCGUGGCGCGUGGCUUUCUCGUGGAGCCCCUGUGGUGGGACGAAAACAUAUCUCGUUGGCCUGCUGGCCACCGCGUAAACACUCUUUCGAAAGUCCUUAUUCAGCGUUCUUUCCUUUCCCUGCUGACAGAUGGCGACGCUAUUACGUACCUCUAUACCGGACGGCCUUCCAGACCUGCAAAGUCUCCUCGACGCCACGAGGAUGACAGAGACUAGCGGACCUGCUUUGAGCGGCGCGGGAGAGAUGAAUUGGUUUCCGAGCGAUGCCCCACAAAACGCAGCCGAUCGACGCUGCGAUGUGGGCGAGUUAGCGCUUGGGCCGGCCGCCCCUUUCAACGACUCCCUCCAAGCGCAACUGCGCGGCUCAGCUGCUGGAAUUGCGGAACAGGCCACGGCAACAGACAGCAGCACAGCGGAAGCGUCUUCGUCGGCACCCACACCGGCGAGCGACGCGAGCGGCUCGCCACCCACGUGCGCCACAGGCCACGAGGCCAACUGCUCAAUGAUUUCGCCCCCCUGCUACUCAGCAUCCCAGCUCCUUCCCGCGCUGGCUGCCGCGGCGGCUGCCGCGGCUGCGGCUGCGGCUGCCGAGCCGGCGGUGCCGCUGCUGCCUCUGACGGCUGCCGGCCGUUCGGCCGUGGCUGCCGCCGCCUCCGGCGGCGGCGGAGCUGCCGCCGCCGCUUUCGGCGCCGUCGGCGCUUCCACGACUGGCGGCAAGCGCUCCGCGCCGGUCAGCCACUCCACCGUGGAGAAGCAGCGACGCGACAGACUGAACGACCUGAUAGAGACACUGGGGGAGCUGGUGCCGCCCAUGGAUGCGAACGGGCGGGCGCGGGCCGGCCCGAGCGGGGAGGGCCCCAAGCGGCCCAAGCACGCCAUCCUGGCUGACGUCAUCAUCGCCUUCCGCCGCGUGCAGCAAGACAACCAGGGCCUGAGGGUGCACCUCGCAAACGCCAGUCGCCUGCUGGCGGCGGCAGCCGCCGGCAUGGGCAACAGCAACGGUAACGGCGUCAAUGGUGCACCACAGGCUGCGGCGGCGGCCGCCGCGCCUGUCGGCCCGGCACAGCUGCCCCAGCACCAUCCGCAGCCGCAGUACCAGCAGGCGGCGACGGCGGCAUGCGGCAUGUACGGGAGUGGCACCGGCAUCGAUGCCUGCGACUCCCAGCUGCAGCAGCUGCAGCACCAGCAGCAUCAGCAGCAAAUGCAGACGCUGCAACGCGCUGGCUCCUGCGCACCCGCGUCGUCGGCGGCGGCGGGAGGCGCGGUAUCGCCCAGCAGUGGCGGCGCCGCCAUGGCGCCCGUGCCCACCGGCUGCUCCGGCGCCACCGCGCCGACCCGCCUGGCAGCGCCCUUCCCCGGCCUCUCCUUCCCGAGUGCCGCCGCCGCAUCCGCCUGCUGGCAGCAGCAGCAGCCUCAGCAGCAGCAGCCGCUGGCGGAGGUGGCGGCCGACGCGUUCCCCUCAGCGCCGCUUAUGUCCUUCCCCUCCUCCGCUGCUGCCUCCGUUGCCGGUGCCGGCUGCGCCGCCGCCGCCGACAUGUCCGGCCUGCUGCAGCAGUCCUCCGCCGCUGCCGGCAACUGCUACAGCGCGUCGACGUCGCCGCACGCCUCCUCGCCGCUUCCGACGCAGCCGUCGUUGUGCGGCCACAGCGAUCACGCGGGCUCGGGACUUCCGCUGAUGCCCUCGCCGGGAUCCUUUGCCUCCGUGGCGGCGCCCGCUGCCCCGCCGAUGCCCGCGGCGGCUCCGGCGCCGCCGCCGGUGCAGCCGCCGCCGUCGUCGUGGCUUAUCCGUGUGGUGUGCCCGCCGCACCCUAGCCUGAUGAAUGUGGCGGCGAGUGCGCUGGGCAGCGCCGGCCCGGCCGGUUCCGUGACGCUGUGCGCCGUCAAUCUCAUUCCCCAGCCCUGCGGCCGCGUGUCUCUGGAGAUGAGCGUCUCUUGCGACGCCAGCCUGCUGCCGCGCAUCCAACAGGACAUCACCACCGCCGUGCACGACAUCACGGCCGCACUGCAGCAGACAACACAGCAGCAACAGCAACAGCAGCAGACCGUGCAGCAGCAGAUCGACAUGGCGUCUGCGGCCGCAGCCGCCGCAGCCGCCGCGGCCGCGGGGCUGAAGCGCCCCUGUGACGGUGCCGCUGACGCCUUCGCCCCGGCCGCCGCCGCGAAGCGCGUUUGCGCGUGAGCGCUGGUGUGCGUGGGAAGCCGCCGCACGGC
This is a messenger RNA of Chlamydomonas reinhardtii, 2518 nucleotides long. RefSeq lists its product as uncharacterized. The coding region runs from base 510 to 2486 and encodes 658 amino acids. Gene Ontology annotation, molecular function: protein dimerization activity. NCBI's taxonomy places the organism in Eukaryota, Viridiplantae, Chlorophyta, Chlorophyceae, Chlamydomonadales, Chlamydomonadaceae. The transcript has 3 exons. The record is from RefSeq and is a predicted model, not a curated record.